UGAUAACUCAGCGGGGUAACAUGCCCAGGGGAGUCGCACGUUGCUCUUUUGUCUUUCGUUUCCCUCGUAGGGCUGAAGGGGAAAGCAGAAGCACUGGAAGUCUGGUAGCUCGCACUUCAUCUUGACAGUGAGGUCUGUUUCAACGAAGAUCAGGGGAUCGUUCAACACACGCGCAGAAUAAAGAGGAUCCCGUCUUCAGAUCGCAGAAUGGCGACGCAUGAACGGCUGGCAUCAAUAAAGCAUUGGAUCUCCUCUCGACGAUGUGUUAGUGUUCUCAAAGGCGCUCUUACGUACACUCUUGCACUUAUGCUGCCCUUCCUGGCAGGCUUUGAUAGGUUCGAGGUUUACCCAGCUUCAUACUCGGCAAUGAUCAUCGUCACAAUUGCUUGUUUCCCUGGACGCUCCACGGGUGAAGCUUUGGAAUCCACAUUUUUCGCUUUGUUAGGAGUCACCAUUGGCGCAGGAAAUUUCGCGAUUCUGGCUAAACUUAGAUCUUCACUACCCGCUCAGGCAGUAGUGUUUGUCAUCAUGGUCUACUUUUUGGCCCUUCUCAAGGCAUAUAACAUCAAGUACUUUGGGAUGUCCCUACUGGCGAUCCUGAUGACUUUCAAUGGUGUAUAUACGUCUAUCCUGACUGGGGCAUUUAUUCCCACCUAUCUUGAAAGCUACAUCAAAUCAUACUUCUGGGGUGGUGCCUUAGUUGUUGGAGUGAAUAUCUUUGUCUUCCCGGAGUCAUCUGAGAAACAGCUCCGACAAACACUUGUUACUUCUUUGGAUCACAUUUCAAUAUUCCUGCAUUUGCUUGCAAAGACCUACACGGUGACGAUAACUGACGAAGAAAGGAAAGUCCGCGAUGGUUUGAAUCAAAGUAUACGUGCAGACUUUGGUCUAUUGAACGCUAAGGCCGAGGCAACCACAAUUGAAAUUAACUGGUCUAGGUGGUCUACAGAGGAUUACAGGGAUAUAAUUACCCAAACCCGAAAAAUGCAAUUGGGUCUUAUUGCGAUGUAUUCGAGCUUAAUCAAAUUGGACAACGCAAGAGGCGUUCCAGGUUCAAAAGGAGAUGGCCCAUUGUUCAGGAAGCAUUUUCUGCCAAGCACAAUUGCCUCAUUCCAUCGUCUACGGCGGGACACGCAAAGAACCAUCUUUGAAAUUCAAAAGGAGUUGAGUGGGGGUUGUUCCAGGAUUUGGGAACCUGGCCGCUCUGGCUAUGAAGUGUUUUUUGAUCUUGAAAAACAGGAACUAGGCGGCGGCGAGGAGGGGACGAGUGACCAAACUGAGGAGCCCGUGAUCGGGCUGGACGGCGACCGUCAGUUAGGACCCGAUACCAAAGAAAGCCCAGUUCCGCAGGUUUCGGCGGCAGCAGCAUCGCGGCCACAACCUACUCGUUUCGUGUCCUCUCUUUCCAUCGCCGAGCGUCUCCGUGUUGUCUCCGAUCGGUUGGCGCAAGAAGUAGAGCUGAAGUCGCCCGCAACUGUGUCAGGUUCCACCGAUCUCAGCAGUGAUACCACGCCAUACCCAGACGAUAUUGAUGAUGGAAAUGAUAAAAAAAAGAAUGGGAAAACUGCACCGAAAGUCAGAGGAUCUGCCCGGCUGCUCAAACUUCAUUUUCACGAUUUCGAGAAGAAACAGUUGGAUUUACUCACAGAAGCUGUAUGCUCGGGUGAGCUCUACGGGAACGACCCAACGCUCCGUGUAAGGGAACCCCGUCCCAGUGUGUGGGAUACCUGGGGACCAGAUCAUAUUCGUGGCCACGUUGAUGGGGAAGACAUUGUUGAUCCCGCAACAGAUGGAACACAUGGGAUGUCUAGUGGGAAAGCAUCGAAUACAUCAUCGUUAAGGAAAAGGAAGGUCGAAAGACCGGGUCCAGAUAAUUCUGGUCGCUCCGGCGAAUUCGAUGUGACCGCUCGAAUGGAAGACCCUGAUUCGGACGAUGACAAUGGAGAACCCGAACCGGAGGACCCCGUAGCAAGAACCAGCAAUGAAUCCUUAAUGCGUGUAUUUGCAAUGAUCUUCGCUCUGGACUCAUUCACGAGCAAUCUUGCAUUGUGUCAUGCCAUUGUUACUCGGAAGGAUUCACAUGGGCGGAGUAGAAAGCGCCUCCGUUUCCAUUUCUUCGAAGGGCUCAGAAAGCCACACAGGCAUCAUAUCCAACUCUCGGAAUUUCUUGGCGAACAUCCCUCUCACACCGCAUCCCCACAGACCCACGAUGGAGAAAUGAACACCAACGCGGCAACUGCUGAUCCCGCCUUAACAAGCCAUGUUACCUCAAUCGAAGAUCCGCCAUCAGGGGACGUUACCAGUGAUUUGUCUAUGAAAGAAGCUUUGGCGCUUCUUGAGGGUAAAGAGUAUGUACCUGAUAGGCCAGGAUUCUGGCUGAGGCUCUCGAGGCUCGAAGCCAAGCUACACACGCCCAUUAGCAUAUAUGCAGGAAAGGUUGCAGGUGCUUGUUUGGUCUUUGCCAUUCUCAUUUGGGCAGAUCAUACGCGACAUUUUUUCCUUACGUAUGGUAUCCAAGGAUCUUUGCUCACCGUGGCUGUCGCUCUAUCACCGACGCUCGGCCAGAGUGUAAGAACAUUCGUCCUUCAAAUAAUCGGAUCCAGUGUGGGAUAUUUGCUUGGCUUGGCGUUCUUGGAGAUGUUUAAGAAUGUUGGAGGAUAUCGCUAUAACCCAUACGGAGUCACUUGUAUGGUUGGCUUGUUCUCACUGCCUGCCAGCUGGCUCCUGUACGAACGGCCACAAUACUUCACAGGCGUUCUUUUGGGGAUGAAUGCAUGUGGAGUGCUUGUCAUAUCCCAAUGGGUGCAAGUAGUCCAUCUUCAUAACAAAGCAUAUGGAGAACCUCCCAUCCGGGUUGGAAGGUCCCUCGCGGGCCUCGCAAUUGCAUUGGGAAUCGUUCUGAUUUUCCAGCUUGUGGUACUUCGAAACCCAGCAAGGCGUACUCUCAGAAAGCAAUUGGCGUACGUCAUGUAUUCUGAGUUGUCAUACAUCACAAUACUGCAAGCGUUUAUGCGGGGCAUGAUGCCGACCGAAGCGGGCUUCCGACCCCCAACAGCUGCGGUUAAAAAGGUAAUCGAGGAGCUGGUGCACCGAGAACAUAAGAUUCAAGGACAAAUCUUAGCGGUUAUGCCCUUAAUUGCAUUUUCGAAGGAUGAGCCGCAAUGGUCGAAGCCGUUCCAGGCAGGAGAAAUCAUGAAGAUCGUCCGUGCCAGCCAAAUUAUUCUUGAUCGGCUGCGCGAUGCUCGCUAUGCUGUAGGCCACAAAGGGUUCUCAGAAAACCUUCUGAAGUCGAUUAUACGAGGACUUUCACCUUACCGCAAGCGACUUUCUCGCCAGAUCAAGAAUCACCUUUGUCUGAUAUCCGCGAGCAUCAUGUCAAAGACGCCAUUGCCACAUGAUACGAUGAUGGAGAAUUGGGUCUCUCAGAUGACACAUGACGCGUUGGUUUUGAGUCAGAGGUUUGCGCAGACGGCUGAGGGCCGCGCGUCAAUGGCUAGCGGGGAGUUCACGAGAUACUGGUUUUAUAUACUUUCUAUUUCUUCCAUCGCGGAACAAGUUCAGGCGAUUGAAGAGUGCCUCAGGAAGUUGUACGGUCAAAUCGAGGAUGACCACAGGCUAUGGUAGGUUUUACAGUACGG
Cantharellus anzutake is the source of this 3638-nucleotide messenger RNA. RefSeq lists its product as uncharacterized. The coding region runs from base 208 to 3624 and encodes 1138 amino acids. The record is from RefSeq and is a predicted model, not a curated record. Lineage: Eukaryota; Fungi; Basidiomycota; Agaricomycetes; Cantharellales; Hydnaceae. The transcript is spliced from 18 exons.